Molecule: messenger RNA, 2112 nt
Organism: Zingiber officinale
Lineage: Eukaryota; Viridiplantae; Streptophyta; Magnoliopsida; Zingiberales; Zingiberaceae
Product: AT-hook motif nuclear-localized protein 9-like
Exons: 6
Coding region: 728-1783 (351 amino acids)
Molecular function (GO): minor groove of adenine-thymine-rich DNA binding
Source: RefSeq, a predicted model, not a curated record
UUUGUAAUUAUCCAAUCAUCACGGUAUCCACAGUUGGAGUGUCUCUCCGCUCUCAGCGGUCUCAAUGCUCUGCUCUUGAAUCUUAAUCAAGAAAUAGAACAACAUUGGCUGCCGCGGCUGCUGCUUCCUCCUCCUACCCCUCCUUGCUUUACCGGACUUUAUCGGAUUUGUUGUUUACUUCCUAUGCGGCUGAGCUGAGCCGAGCUUUGCCAAAUUCAAUUUUGUCACCGUUGGACGUUUGCAGACAGAGAGCAGUUUAAGAGAGAGACUGGAGGAGGCGAAGGCAGGAUUUUGAAGCUGGGGUUGGGAUCUUUAUCGGAUUUGUUGUUUACUUGCUCUACGUCUGAGCAGAGCCGAGCUUUACCAAAUUCAACUUUGUCACCGUUGGACGUUUGCAGACAGAGAGGCGUUUGAGAGAGAGACUGGAGAAGGCGAAGGCGAAGGCGAAGGCAGGAUUUUGAAGCUAGCGUUGGGAUCUUGAUACGCCAUUUUCUCCUCUGACGUGCCUAUCAAACCCCUUGCGGAGAGUAUACCUUGGUCGGCACUCUCCAUUCUCCCCUCUUGCCUUUCCUGCGCUAAACCAGUAUAAAGGACCGCCGAUAGAAGGACAAGUUUUGAUAAAGGGCUCGCCUUCAUUGCUAGGUCGAUCAAACCAGAAGACUUCGACAUCUGUUGUGCUCGGUGAGACCCUUUCUCUGUCGAGACGCGCUCUUCUUGUUGUUCAUGUAUGGAUGGGAGAGAUGCCAUGGCGUUUCCCGGCGCGGCCUCAUACUUCAUAUCUCAUCGAGGAAUUCCUGGCUCCAUCGGUAGCUCGCAGCCUGAAUUGCACUUGACGGCACAGCCCGGGGUCCGGUCCAUACCGAACUUCGGCACCAGUCUUACCGUUCCUCUUUCUGGCGUUGGUUCCAUGGCAUUUCAGGUGGAGUCUCCGCCCGGUGCCUCGUCUCAUGGUGGCGGUGGACUUGGCGAAGGUGUGAGCCAGGUGGAGCCGGUGAAGAGGAAGAGAGGACGGCCUAGAAAGUAUGGCCCGGAAGGGAGUGUGGCUUUGGCGCUUUCGCCUAUUUCCACCUCUGCUCCCUCCGGCUCCGUGAUCGGGUCCGGGUCAGCUUCGGGUUCCGGCGCUCCUUCCCAGAAGCGCGGGAGAGGACGGCCGCCUGGCUCAGGGAGGAAGCAAAUGUUAGCAUCUCUUGGUGAAUGGGUUGUUGCUUCAGCAGGCAUGGGCUUCACUCCACAUGUCAUAACUAUUGCAGUCGGAGAGGACAUUGCCACAAAGAUAAUGUCAUUUUCACAACAAGGGCCAAGGGUUGUCUGCAUCCUCUCGGCAAAUGGAGUUGUAUCCACUGUGACCCUUAGACAAUCUGCAACUUCUGGUGGCACAGUGACUUAUGAGGGCCGUUUUGAAAUACUUUGUUUAUCCGGUUCUUAUAUGAAGACUGACAAUGGUGGAUCACGGAGCAGAAGUGGAGGACUGAGUGUCUGCCUUUCUAGUCCCGACGGUCGGAUAAUUGGUGGUGGUGUUGCAGGAGUUCUUAUAGCUGCUACGCCCGUACAGGUAAUCAUUGGGAGCUUUAUUUACACAGGAUCUAAAGCAAAGAACAAAGCAAAAAUUAGCAAUGAAACAAAUCCUGAAGGUGAGCUCCAGGUUGGGGAUGAGCAAACUGCACCAUUCGCAGCUCUUCCCAGUCCAAACCUUUCACCUUCUCCAAUCUUAGGGGGUUGGCCUGGACCGAGGCACUUGACUAUGAGGAAUGCUCACAUUGAUAUCGACUUGACACGAGGGUGAUUAUUGAAUCAGCGCACCGAAGUGUCUUUCAUAUUGGUUACCAGGCAUGAUUUGAUGUUGAUCGAUUAAAUGCAACCUUGCAAGACAGAACUGCAGGGCUUAGCUUUAGUCAUGACUUAACAUGCCUUUGUUCCAGGGUUAGCAAAUUUGAUGCUAGAAAGGUUUGUUUUCAGCGUAAGUGAUGUAAUUAGGGGAUUGCUAUGUCUCUAUUUCAGUUAUGAUGUUCCCGUAGGCGAUAAAAAUCUGUUGAAAGGAGACUCUGAUGUCUUUGUAUCUGAUGUCUUUAUGACUUAGUAUCUAUUAUAUGUGAAAGACAUAUUUGAAGUCAA